GGUGUAAAUAUUGUAUAUAAUAUAGAAUUUGUAUAUUGUAUAUAUAUGUACAUUUUAUAUUUUCAGAUGACACCUGGUGUCUGUAUAAAUUUAGAGAAAAUUGUGAGACCUAGCAUUAUGCAUGAACAAGAAAAUACAGUUGUACCCAAAGGUAUUUUCACCCUUGCACUUCCAUCAAAUAAGUCCACCAAAGUAUUUGUGCUCCUCAAUUCUUAAUAUAACUUGAAUAUUAAGGAACCUUUGUUUUUGAUUCAGAAUGUAGCAUAUACAUUUUAAAUAAAAAUACAGAAAUAGCAUUGACUGAACUACUAACUCUAAUCAAUAUUUGGUGGGACAGCCUUUAACCAAAAUAACUGCAAACAAGUGCUUCCCAUACCUAUGGAUGGGUUUUUUGCCCCUCUGUUCUAGCAGUUUGUCCUAUUCUUCUUGUGCAAACUGCUCCAGUUCUCCCAGAUUUGGAGGGUUAGUCACAAAUGCUUUUUUUCAGAUCUCUCCAAUGGGAUUUAGAUCUGGACUAGUUGCUAGCCUUUUCAGAACAAUUUUGUCAUCAACCAUUCUUGGGUGCUUUUGAAGUGUGUUUGUUGUAACUGUCCUUCUGGAAGACUAAUGACUUGGAGACUCUGGACAAUGACAGUGUAGACCCAGCCUUGUGAUACUGGUUUGCUCCAAAAUAUCUUGGGAUUCUUCUGAAGUCAUGAUUCCAUUCACAUGUUCAGGUCUCAGGGUCUGAAGCAGCAAAGCAACCUCAAAACAUCACUGAACCUUCUCUGAGUGGGUCCUCUCUGAUCUCCUAUUAUACAUCCCCAUGUCACUGAGUUGGGACAAAGAGUGCGAGUUGAAACUGUUCUACGUUGUUUCUGAAGGACCUCAAUUCUCUACUCAAGAUCAUCAUUUAGCCUCUCCCUGUAUCUCAGAAUUCACUCUGCUCUCAACAUCUCGCUGUCUCCAACAGACAAAAAGUAAAAAAGCUCCUGUCUUUCUAUCAUAAGCUACGGUACCAUCCUCCACAACUCUUUCAAGCCCUCACAAGUUUGACCCUGUGUUGUAACUCCCUGCAUCCUAUCAUGUCCAAUAUUAAUCUUGAAGAGGAAAAAGCCAAGCUGAAGCAGGUUGGGGUGACGGCACUGAAGUGUAUGUCUGUCAUAUCCUCAGAAUUGGCUGUGAUCCACCCGAUCUUUGGUGUUGCAGGCAGUCUGAUACGAUUGGUGCUUCACCAGGUAGACGAUGAAGAGAUCCAGGAUCUGAAGAGUGAGUUUGCGUCUGUGAACAGGAAACUGGAUGAGCUUUCUGCGCAAAACAACAGUACUCUGCAAAAUAUCAAGGUGGUCACAACGGAAUGCCAGUAUUGGCAAUUGGAGCAGAAUUUGCACAGCCAGUACUGUGCGUUCAUGAAUAUGGUGAAUGCCCGUCCUGAGCACAUAGAGAGCAAGAAGGAGGAUUUCAAAAAACGUUAUGCUCAGGACAUGGAUGACCAGAACCUACACACACUCUACGACAGCGUGGUGGGCACUGGCAAAGCAUUCAGUGAGCCCAUCCUGAAGGUGUACCUGGAGCACUCAAAGAGAAACCACCAUGUCAUGAAGAUGCUGAUCAUACGUCUCAACCAACUGUUCUGCAUUGCCUUGACCUCCUUCAUGGGCCACAGAACCAUCUUGAUGGAGGGCAAAGACCAAAAGGAAAUCUGGAAGUAUGAGGAGAGCCUCAUUAAGGAGUGGGAAAAAAAGAUGGAUGAUGUGCAGAAGAGCAUGCAGAAAGCCCUCAUGGAGUGUAGUAAAUAGGAGGGGGUGUUGAGCAGGGGUGGGCUUGGUGGGCCAAAAUAUUAGUUGUUUUGAUUCAAAGCAAAUUUUACACAUCCAGCUAAAUAAAAUAAU
Messenger RNA from Esox lucius (northern pike), 1871 nucleotides. RefSeq names its product protein rapunzel. The record is from RefSeq and is a predicted model, not a curated record. The transcript has 4 exons. Bases 1065 to 1778 code for a protein of 237 amino acids. Lineage: Eukaryota; Metazoa; Chordata; Actinopteri; Esociformes; Esocidae.